AUGCAGCUCACUAUGCUUCAAACAGUUUUCCUGCUCCUGCCCUCCGUGCUGGGCGCGACCAUCUACGUCGCUCCUACCGGCUCGGACAGUGCCGCAGGUAGCCUCGCCGCGCCCUUGAAAUCCAUUCAGACCGCCGUCAACAAGGCUGUUGCUGGCGACACAAUCUUCCUCCGUGGCGGCACAUACGCGCUCACGACCAACAUCCAGAUCAAGAAGUCCGGAACCUCAGCCGCACCCAUCACUCUGUCCGCAUACCAGACCGAAGUUCCAAUCCUGGAUGGCGAGGCGCUUACGGGCACACCUGCCCCUGUUGGUGGAAGUCUCGCGGGCGCCGACCGCGGUGUUCUGCAUAUCGAGAAGGCAAACUACUGGAAGUUUGUGGGUCUUGAGCUGAUCAACGGACCGUAUGGCGUGUAUGCCGACAGCUCGAACAACAAUGUCUUCGAGAGGCUGGUUACAAGACAGAACUACGAGACUGGUUUCCAACUGCAGGGUGCCAGCGCGAACAACAAGAUCUACUACUUGGAUUCGUGGGGUAACCGUGACCCGAGGAAAAACGGCGAAAGUGCCGAUGGAAUUGCCAUCAAGGAGGGAAGUGGUGAGGGCAACAUCCUGAAGGGCGCUAGGCUAUGGAAUAACGUCGAUGAUGGACUUGACUUGUGGGAGUUCAAAUCCAAGAUCACCAUCGUCGACACCAUCUCCUGGGGUAACGGCUUCAACCGUUGGUCCUUCACCGACUUCGCUGGCGAUGGCAACGGCUUCAAGCUCGGCGGUGGCAACGCCGGCGACAUUGGCCCCGCAGACCACAACAUCACAAACUGCAUCGCCUUUGCCAACGCAGCCAAGGGUUUCACCGACAACUCGCAGACGGGCAACUUCGUCAUGCUGCGCAAUACAGCCUUCAACAACCCGGACGUCGGCUUCAACGCAAAGAACGCAGUGGUCACCUUCCGCGACAACAUUGCGGCGAGCAACAUGAAGAGCACCUCAAAUUCGGCACAAGUGACAUUGAGCUCUUCGCAGAAGCUGAGCGGUAACUCUUGGAGCGGGAGUGCGACGUGGGCGAACAGUGCGUUCAAGAGUGUGGACGUCUCGUUGGUGCAGGGCAAGAGGCAGGCUAACGGAAAGAUUGCCGCGAGUGACUUCUUGCUCCCUGCUAGUGGAGCGGCGAUCGGUGCUACUACUCACUGGUCGUAGUCGUCUAGGUGAAGUCGAGAUGCAUGGGGAGG
Molecule: messenger RNA, 1229 nt
Organism: Dothidotthia symphoricarpi CBS 119687
Lineage: Eukaryota; Fungi; Ascomycota; Dothideomycetes; Pleosporales; Dothidotthiaceae
Product: polysaccharide lyase family 9 protein
Exons: 2
Coding region: 1-1197 (398 amino acids)
Source: RefSeq, a predicted model, not a curated record